CGGCAGUGCGGUUCUGGAGAGGGUUAAGGCGCGCACACCGGUCCAUGCGCGUGGUCUUGUAUGUGCUUGCGCGAGCUCGGCGGCGCGCACAGAAACCCAGCUCAUGUUCCGGUGAAAUUCAAACGGCCGCGUCCGGUCACCGAGCCUAAAAUGUCAGAUGCUUAAAAGAAGUAGAAUAAAUGGCGUCUAAAGUGACUGAUGCAAUAGUUUGGUACCAGAAAAAGAUUGGUGCAUAUGACCAGCAAAUAUGGGAGAAGUCUGUGGAGCAAAGAGAGAUCAAGUUCAUUAUGAUGGGUUUAAGAAACAAACCAAAGAAAACAGGACAUGUUAAACCAGAUCUUAUUGAUGUUGAUCUUGUCAGAGGAUCUGCAUUUGCAAAAGCAAAGCCUGAAAGUCCUUGGACAUCUCUUACAAGAAAAGGAAUUGUUAGAGUUGUGUUUUUUCCAUUCUUCUUUAGUUGGUGGCUUCAGGUGACAUCAAGGGUCAUUUUUUCAUGGCUGCUUCUUUUAUACCUACUCCAAGUUGCUGCAAUAGUAUUAUUCAUCAUUGCACCUGGCCCCCACAGUGUUCCUUUAACUGAGGUUACUGGCCCAGUUUUCUUUAUGCUUUUGCUUGGAACAGUGCAUUGCCAGAUUGUAUCAACACGGACUGUUAAAUCACCUCCAAUCUUAGGUGGAAAGCGAAGAAGGAAACUAAGAAAAGCAGCACAUUUGGAAGUACAUAGGGAAGGUGAUGGCUCUAGUACUACAGAUAAUACACAAGAGGGAACUUUGCAGAGCUACGGUACAAGCACCUCUUACACUAUUGGCACAGUCUUCAGGGAUAUCUUGCAUGCAGCUUUCUUCUUAUCAGGUUCAAAGAAAACAAAGCAUUCCAGUGACAAAUCUACAGAAACUGACAAUGGUUAUGUCUCGCUAGAAGGGAGACUCACUGGUAAAAGUAGUGAAGAUGGAGUUCAAGUUCACGAGCCUAACUGUGAAGUACUUCAUUCAGAAGAGGCAAUGUGGGGCACUGGAAAAAACAGGAGUCCCCCAGUGCAAACAAAGAUCAAGUAUAAAACAAAACUGGACACUCACAGAAGUACGGUUAAUGUUUCGGAUGAAGUCUCUAGUGAAGACGAUCCGAGCACAGGAUAUACAACACAACGCAAUAUGGAUCAGUCUGGUUGUGACAUCGUAAUCCGAAAUAGAAAACAUCACAAUUACAAAAAGCACUAUCCUGCAGAGGACAUCCAGAAAUCAGGCACUAGUUGCAGCUCUCGCUGUUCUAGCUCCAGACAAGAUUCUGAAAGCACCAGGCCAGAAUCCGAAACAGAAGAUGUUCUCUGGGAGGAUCUUCUGCAUUGUACAGAGUGUCGCACUUCCUGCAGUAGUGAAACAGACAUAGACAGUAAUCAUGCCAAUAUAUGUAUGAAAAGGGAAUACAGAGAUGACCCUUUCCAACAGAGUCACUCGCCUUGGCUUCACACUACCAACCCUGGCCUUGAAAAAGUCAGUGCUAUUGUAUGGGAGGGCAAUGACUGCAAGAAGGCAGACAUGUCUGUACUUGAAAUUAGUGGAAUGAUUAUGAACAGGGUGAACAGCUAUACCCCUGGCAUUGGAUAUCAAAUAUUUGGAAACAUUAUCUCUCUUAUCCUGGGUUUAACACCAUUUGCAUUUCGGCUGGCUGAGUCCAAGGACCUGGAUCAAUUAGCAACUCUUUCUGCAUCAGAACUCUACAAUAUUGCAUUUGGCUCCAGCACUGACAUUAUGGUUAUUUCUCUGGUGCUUAUUAGUUUUGUGGUUCGUGUUUCACUUGUUUGGAUUUUCUUUUUCUUGCUGUGUGUGGCAGAGAGAACAUACAAGCAAAGAUUAUUAUUUGCCAAACUAUUUGGCCAUCUGACCUCUGCAAGAAGAGCCCGGAAAUCUGAAGUUCCACACUUCCGCUUAAAAAAAGUUGAGAAUAUUAAAAUGUGGCUUUCUCUUCGAUCAUACCUGAAGCGAAGAGGUCCUCAGCGUUCAGUUGAUGUCAUUGUUUCAUCUGCAUUUUUAUUGACCAUUUCAGUUGUUUUUAUCUGCUGCGCUCAGCUUCUUCAUGUUCAUGAGACCUUCCUUGAUUGCCAGUACAACUGGGAUUUAGUAAUAUGGUGCAUUUCAUUAACACUCUUUUUACUCAGAUUUGUUACACUUGGAUCAGAAACCAGCAAAAAAUACAGCAAUACUUCAAUAUUACUGACAGAACAGAUCAAUUUGUACUUGAAAAUGGAGAAGAAACCAAACAAAAAGGAGGAGCUGACACUUGUCAACAAUGUCUUAAAACUGGCUACAAAGUUGCUUAAGGAAUUGGAUAGUCCCUUUAGGUUAUAUGGACUUACAAUGAAUCCACUGCUUUAUAACAUAACACAAGUAGUCAUCUUGUCUGCUGUAUCUGGUGUUAUUAGUGAUCUGCUGGGAUUCAAUCUAAAGCUGUGGAAAAUCAAAUCAUGACACUGGACAGCAGAAUACUGACUGACUGAGCAAGAAUACGAACUUUCUAACAAAAAUAAGCUGCCUCAAGUGGUUACCACUUGUGAUCAGAAACUAAGGCCUAAAGCAAGAUACUGUUUUCAAAACUGAAGCGUUUACUUCUAAACUCGUGCAAUUGUUUUAUUUAUUUACCUUUUCAGUGUUUUCAUAUUUUCCGCUCACUAUACAUAUCAUGGUUUUGUAAGUAUUGAGUGACAGACAUUGUGCAAUGUAAAAUAGUAUAUAUUCGUAAUAUUAGGCAAAAUGAGGAAUGAAGCCUACAAUCUCCAGCAUUCACUGUAGGUCAUGUAUAUUGUUAGUUUCCGUCCCCUUGCAAGAGUUUUCGGGUUAACAUUUUUGUAAAAUUCUGUUAGCUUUAGAGUGCAAUUCAUCCAUACAUUCUACCUUUUAGUAACAUAGGUAUAAAACUCCUUCUCAAAAGAAAACUUGAACUUGUACUUUGGCACAUACAAUGUUUUGAGUGCCAUUGUGCUACCAGAAAGAAUCCCAGCUUUCAUGCAGACACUUUCUGUUCAUUUAAAUGGAAAAAGGUGCUAACUGUGGCACAAUGGUGCAGACACUGCAGGGAUCACUUAGGAAAGCUUUCAAAUUUUACAGCAAAUCCAGUUAACAAUGCCAGCAUCAACCAAUAUGAAGUAUGUUUCCCAUGCAAAUAAUGGGAAAUGUGGAGAUGGGUCUCCACAACCUUGAUUUCCCUGACAAGUCUGUGAUGGGCAAACUUAUACGUGUGACAUGAGCCUCAAUGCUGGUAAAGAAUCGGUUACUCUAUUGUAUAAGCAAUACACCAUGGUGUUAUAAUAAUUAGUUACAGAACCAAAUCUAGCAAAGCCCCUCGCUUUUGUGAUAUUGGUUCUUUAGUGCAUUUCUCCGCUACCUAAGCAAUAGUUGUACUUAAUGUUUAUACUGUAAGAAUUUUCUUUUAGAGAAAAUCUUAUUAGAAGUGUAUUUAUUGACACUUGUUUGUCUUGCUUUUUGUUGCCCAUGGCACUUUCUAAUCAAUGCUUCUAAAGGAGAAAUAUUGCCGGGAAACAAGUGUUCUUCUAUAGUAAUAUGAUAAACAAAUGGUUUAUAUGAGUUAAUUCUAAUACCUUGGUAUAUGUAGUUACAAUCAGAAAGCAGAUUGCAUAGGCAGCCCAUUUAACACAUGCUAAAUACCUUAUCUAGAUAUUUAACCAUUGUGUUUCAAGGCUAUUCUAUUACGCAUCCCUCUCACUCAUGAAAGGCAGAUGACAAAGUCAUGCGGUGUAACCUUAGUAUAGAUGGACUAGAUAGGAUCCUUUUCCUAGGGAAAUAGGAAAGCGUGACUUUUUCAGGUGUACUUUACGGUUUGUUCCCUGUUUGUUUAUCAUUUGGCAUAAUAUAGCUGUUACUCAGGUCACUUUAAGAGACACUUGUUUGCCAGUAGUAUUUCUUUUUCAAUGUUACAUUUACUUUGUUGUGUUUUAUCUGAAAUUUAUUGAUUUCUUUUUGUUUUGCUGAUCACUUCUAUGUUUUAGGUUACUAUAAAAUCAAUAUACAUUGCAGGAUAUACUAGACAUAUCAUUUGGUCAAAUCUUUACAUAGUCUUGUAAAAGCACUUGAAUGUGCAAUGCAAUCUAUAUCAUUUAAAUGUUUCAGUGUGUUAAGUUUGAUGAUGAUUGUUUUGUGGAAUUAACUUUUUUCUUAUCAAUUUGCAUCACUGCAAAUGUGUCUGUGAAUUACACCCAUUAUUUUCAAUGGGAAAAUGCUUAAUCCUGUUUUACUAGUGCCAAAACUGAAACAAUGAAACUUUGCAAGGAUUUACAAAGCUCACAUAAGAACAAAACUAUUGUAUGUACUUUGUUUUGAAUUUGAGUCUGUAAUGUUGCUUUUUCUGAAUCUGUUACAUUUUAUGUUUUUGAGAAAUAUAAAUUAUCAUUUUGGUCGUUGUAGCUUUACAAAGGUCACUUCUCCAAUAUAUAAAAUCAUUACAAAGUUUAUAGGUUUUGUAGAUAAUAGACCGAUGUAGAUAAUCUAGGUUUGCUUUUGUUUUUCAUUUCAGUUAGCUGCUAUUGUGUGGGAGGCCUAUGCAUUGUCCCAUCUUUUUGUUCUUAUUUUUACUUAUCUAUAUGGUUUUUAUUGUAGACAGGUCAUUAUUUUAAUUUGUUUAACUGCAAAUAACUUAUGUGAUAUGGACAAAAUAAGCAAAGUUUUCUCAAUAUACCUUUAGGUUAAGGUAAAUAAAAUUUACCAAGUUUUAAUAGCA
Xenopus laevis (African clawed frog) is the source of this 4728-nucleotide messenger RNA. RefSeq names its product putative homeodomain transcription factor 2 L homeolog (gene phtf2.L). The transcript has 19 exons. Lineage: Eukaryota; Metazoa; Chordata; Amphibia; Anura; Pipidae. Gene Ontology annotation, cellular component: endoplasmic reticulum; membrane. The record is from RefSeq and is a predicted model, not a curated record. Bases 180 to 2465 code for a protein of 761 amino acids.